Oldenlandia corymbosa var. corymbosa is the source of this 557-nucleotide messenger RNA. Lineage: Eukaryota; Viridiplantae; Streptophyta; Magnoliopsida; Gentianales; Rubiaceae. The record is from the annotation of a GenBank genome assembly.
CUGUCUCUGCAUACGAAAAAAUCAUUUCAUACAUAGAAAAAUUUCAACAAGUUUAAAAAUCUUACAUUAAGCCAAGAAAUAACAUGGAUUAUUCCAGGUUUUAUCAUCCGCUGCUCGUCGCCACGAUGCUAGUCUUUGUCCUCGCAAUUUCAAUUGUUGAUGCUCAGGAUUAUCCUCCAAGGUUCUUAGAAGUGGAUCCAAAGGACUCCGAAAUAAUUGAGAAUGGGAAAUUCGCAAUUGAUGCCCACAACGCGAAAGAAAACGAUAACCUAAAAUAUAGGUCAGUUCUUAGGGCCGAAAAACAAACGUGGCAUCAGCUGACAUUUAAUCUACUUAUUAAAACGAGAUAUGGUUUGUAUCAGACCUACGUUUUCACGGGGGUGGGUAAAGACACAAAACAUAAAAAGCUGGGGUCUUUCUGGAAAUUAGGUAGUCCACGUGAGUUUAUUUCAUGGCUUGAUGAAUAAUUACUAGAAAGUCUAUGGGCUUUCCUUAUAUAGAAAAAACAAUGUAGAAAACAAAAAAUAAAUACGAAUAACAAUAAUACUGUAUGUUUG